Messenger RNA from Phytophthora sojae, 470 nucleotides. RefSeq lists its product as hypothetical. The transcript has a single exon. The record is from RefSeq and is a predicted model, not a curated record. The coding region runs from base 14 to 400 and encodes 128 amino acids. NCBI's taxonomy places the organism in Eukaryota, Oomycota, Peronosporomycetes, Peronosporales, Peronosporaceae.
UGCGCGCGCCGACAUGUUGACCAGGACGUCCCGCGAGCUGCUGGAGAUCGCGGCCAUCCGCAAGCGCGUGCAGGCCCAGAAGCGCAAAACGCAGAAGUACCACGACGCCACGACGCACGGAGCUGCACCGGGGAGGAGCGAUCAGUUCUCCAGAGCCUUGUCGGCCAGUGGGGGCGUCGGCGUCCCGGCUGUUCGCCGUCCGAAGCUCACGACGCCCGUGGGCUUCGAGUUCGAGAUCGACAAGCGCGCUGCAACGGCAGAGGCCCGCAAGAGCUUGAAGAGGAAGAGCGUGGCAGUGACGGCGAAGGAGGUGGAGGCCUCAGUGGAAGAGGAUGGGAAGGCCGAUGUUGAGAAGAGCGAGCCGCCACUGAAGCAUCGGCGAAAGUCCACAGCCGCAUGAGUGAGCGACAGUGCUGUGGUCGCUGGCCUUGCGACUUACUAAUGAUGAUUUAAUGCCAUUUUAUUUCUAC